UUUUUUUUAAUUAAUAAUUUUCACGGAUUUAAAAGUGUUAUUUUUGUAUUUUAUUACUUAUUAAAAAAUAGCUACACAAAAAUGGCACCAAAAAAGCGUGAAAAAGAGCCGGAGAGUUCUACUUCAAGAAUGGUACUAUUCGAUAACGAGUUGUUUUUGCAAGCUUUUGAAAAACCCACACAAAUUUAUCGAUAUAUUGCAAAUAGACAUGCUAUAAAUCCCUUAUAUUUAAAUCGUAACCUAACUUACAUGAAACACCGAAUGUCAAGGACAAAUCAGAGAAGAUCAACUUUUAAAAUAGAGUCUCUUCUUGACCUAAAAUUAAAUAAAAUGAGAAUGGAAAAAGCGAAUGUUUUUGGAGAUUCUAUUACCUUGAAGUUCUUAGGAUUUUAUGACAAUGAGGAAGAGUGGAAGAAAAAUGAUAUUGUUCGAGUAGAAAUUUUCCUUUUAAAAAUAUCUAGAAAAAAGCGUAAAGAUUUUUCGUCUGAUAUUGAUCAAAUUCCGAUGGGUAUGGUUGAUGUUUGCGUUAAUCCUAAUGAAGAUGAAAAUUUGACAGAAAAUCGAAAUUUAGAAAUAAAUAUUCCAACAGAAAGUUUCAUGCCUCUUAAUAACAAUAAUCAAAACGUUUCAUACGGCAUAUUUUUUAAAGUAGAAACUCUAAAAUUAGCAACUGAAUUGGAUGAAAAUCAAGAUGAUAGAAACACAAAGCGACUCAAACCCAACACAAAAUUUUUUGGUGCUGAUUUAUCCAUAUUUGAUAAGCAAAAUCGCUGUAUUUUAGCAAGUGGUAAAUAUGAUUUAGCACUUCAUGAGAUAAGAUAUGCCUCAAAAAGUUCCCCAAAAAAAUACAUUAAUUGGGAAACUAUACCAUCUGAAUUUAGUAUAUUAAGCGAUCCUUCAUUUGAUAUUUUUAAACAGCCAACUUUACAAUUUUAUAUGAGUUGGUCGAGUAAUCAUGAACAAAAGGUUGAAAAGUCACACAUAAAUGGAUAUUGUGAUCAUGAUGAAAGUAAGAUAAUUCGGAACCAUAAUAAUAAUUCUAUAGCUACAGUACAAAAUGCAAAUACUCUAGCUGGAGGGAUCGUAGAAACGUCAGAUAGUGUUACUAGCCCAGCAGCCGGAUUAAAUGGAGAAUUAAAGGAAAGUAAUUCUGGAGAAAGUGUUCAAAUAUACUACAAUUUCAUGUAUAAUAAUAAUUCAAGACAACAAAGUGAUUAUGCUUCAACUGCUGAUUGCCCUUGGUGCAGAAUCAAAUGCAGAAAAUUAUACGCUUUGUUGAAACAUUUAAAGUUAUGUCAUCCUCGAUUUAAUUUCACAUACGUGCCUAUAAAUAAUACGGCUAGAAUUGAUGUUACAAUUAAUGAUAUGUACGAUGGUUCGAAUGCUGGUUCUCCUUAUAAUGUUCCUGGUCCAUCAGAAAACUCGUACCAAACAAAUACAAGACGUCGCACAGUAGUAACAAAUUUAUUGGUGUGUAGACCCAGAAGACAGAAAGCAAAUUUAAGCGAAUUCUUAGAACUAGACGAAAAUGAAAUUAAUAAUCAAAGAUCUUAUAUAACUGGUCAUAAUAGACUGUACCAUCAUGCCGAAACAUGUUUACCUAUACAACCCCAAGAACUAGAAUAUGAUUCCGAAGGAGAAUCAGAUCCAUUAUGGCUUCGCCAAAAAACAAUGCAAAUGAUCGAUGAAUUUAGCGAUGUCAAUGAAGGUGAAAAGGAACUUAUGAAGAUGUGGAACUUACAUGUGAUGCGUCAUGGUUAUGUUGGUGAUUGUCAGCUUUCAAUAGCCUGUGAUAUGUUUUUGGAAUCAAAAGGAAAAGAAAUAAUUCGAAAAAAUUUGUUUCGCAAUUUUUUAUUACAUUUGACGUCAUUAUUUGACUAUGGAUUAAUUUCACCAGAAUGUGUCCAUAAAUGUAUUCAAAAAUUACAGAGUAUGUUAAGUACAGAUAAAGAAGGAAGACAAAUUUUAUCAGAAUCCCACGAGCGACAGCUUGAUUAUUGGUUGAAGGAGGGAUGCUUCAAAGAACAAAAGGAAAAGAGAAGUUCGAUUAAGUUAGAAUCUAAAGGUUUAAGUAGUUUAACAAAUAUUAUAACA
This is a messenger RNA of Condylostylus longicornis, 2094 nucleotides long. It is a transcript of the gene Su(z)12, whose product is annotated as polycomb protein Su(z)12. Gene Ontology annotation, molecular function: chromatin DNA binding. The record is from RefSeq and is a predicted model, not a curated record. NCBI's taxonomy places the organism in Eukaryota, Metazoa, Arthropoda, Insecta, Diptera, Dolichopodidae. The transcript is spliced from 7 exons. The annotation marks the transcript as partial. Gene Ontology annotation, cellular component: ESC/E(Z) complex; nucleus.